AGCAGUCAAACCAAGGGUGGGCAAUUGGCAUCGCAUUCAAUUCUUUUUUUUAUUGUUCGCCUGCCUCAUCCUGUUGUUUCAUUCGUUUCCAAAAUGGAUACACCUCAAAAGGCACAUCGCGCCAAAUCCUCGGGCGCCAAGGUGAACAAGCACAAGAAGAAUGCCGAAAAGAACAACCCAAAGGCCUUUGGUUUUUUGUCAGGAAGGAAAGCAGAAAAGGCUGCUCGCCGCAAUUUAGACAGGGAUCAGACAAGGCUUCAUGUGCCCCUUGUGGAUCGUACACCCAUGGAGGCGCCUCCUGUUGUGGUUGCGGUUGUUGGACCUCCUGGGACUGGAAAGACCACCUUGAUUAAAUCACUUGUUAAGAGAUACACGAAGCACUCACUUACUGAAAUCAAAGGACCCAUCACCGUUAUUAGUGGCAAAAAGCGUCGUCUCACUUUCAUUGAAUGCAAUAACGAUCUCAACAGCAUGAUUGAUGUUGCCAAGGUCGCGGACUUGAUUCUUUUGUUGAUUGAUGCAUCCUUUGGUCUCGAGAUGGAAACAUUCGAGUUCCUCAACAUUUUGCAAACUCAUGGAUUUCCCAAGAUUAUGGGUGUCCUUACACAUUUGGAUCGCUUCAAGAAUAACAAGACACUCAAGACAACCAAAAAGAAGCUAAAGCAUCGUUUUUGGACAGAGAUUUAUCAAGGCGCCAAAUUAUUUUAUCUUUCAGGAGUGAUUAACGGCCGUUACCCUAACCAAGAAAUUUUGAAUCUUUCCAGAUUUAUUUCUGUCAUGAAGUUCCGACCUCUUAUCUGGAGAAACACACAUCCUUAUAUGAUUGCAGACCGUGUUGAAGACUUGACUGACCCAGAGAUGAUUCGCCAGAAUCCAACUUGCGACCGCACCGUCACUCUUUAUGGAUACUUGAGGGGGACUAACAUGAAAUCUGGUAUGAGAAUUCACAUUCCAGGAGUUGGAGAUCACUACAUGGACGAUGUAAGCAUUUUAGCGGACCCAUGUCCUUUACCCGACAAAGUCAGAAAGCGCUUGGAUGAGAAACAAAAGCUAAUCUAUGCGCCAAUGUCAGACGUUGGAGGAAUCAUGUAUGAUAAGGAUGCUGUUUACAUUAAUGUUCCAGGAUCGUUCACUAAAAAGAGUCAAAUUGUCAAAAGCACUGUUGGUACUGGCAAUGGUUCAGGAGAUGAGCAGCAAGGAGAAGAAGAUGAAGAGUCAGAUUAUGAAAGGGGUCAAGGAGAGCGAAUGGUCAUGAAUCUACAGGAUGCUCAGGGCACUCUUGCCAGCCAACUUGAAGAGAGCGAGCUUCGUAUCUUUGCUGACUCUGCACCAAUGCGUGCUGCAGAUGUAGAGGAGGCUGAAUAUGAAGAGAGUGAUAGUGGCGAUGAAGAGACCUUCAAUGGAAGGCAGAGACUACGUGAACAAAAGGAAACUGAUAACGAUGGGCGUAUCCGCCGCCGUGCUAUAUUUGGGGAUGAGGAUGAUGAUAUUGAAAUGGAGGGUGACAAUGAUGAUGAGGAGAACGACGAUGACGAUGAUGACGACGACGACGAUGAAGAUGAAGAAAUGGAAGAUAAUGAAGAAGAAGAAGAAGAAGAAGAAGAAGAAGAAGAAGAAGAAGGUUAUGGAUCAGCCAAUAGCCGUCGGAAAUAUAUGUCUAAAUAUGAAGCCAAACACAAAAUGGGUAAGAAAAACGAUUCGGACUCUGAUGGCGAGGAGGACAUUGCAUUUGCAGAGAGCGAUAGUGACCUUGGCGACCUUUCUGACGAAUAUGAAGAGGAAGACGAUAGCACCUUACGGUGGAAGGAUGAUCUAAUGACCAAGGCUGAAGUCAUAUAUCAUUCGAAACGUCGCCCCAAUCUGAUGCGUCUUAUCUAUGGUGAACGCAAAUUUACUCCGGAGCAGAUUGCACAAGGCGACAUUGAGGAGGCACCUUUGAAAUUAAAAAGUGAUGAGGGUGAUGAAGAAUCCGACGAAGGCUUUGGUACUGGGCCAGGCACAGGCCCAGAGGAUGAGAGCGAUGACGACGACAACUUUUUAACACUCAAGAAGGAAGAAUCGGACACAGCGCUUGCACAAAUGAUCGACUCAUGCAAAGUAACUUUGAAGUUUACCGACUUGGAGGAGUGGGAUAAUGAGGAGAUCAAAGAGUCUAUUCGAAACCGAUUCAUCACUGGCUCUUUAGAUGUCCCAGGAGCUGCGACAAACGGUGAAGGGGAUAAAGAUGAGGCUUUUGGUGAUUUUGAGGAUCUAGAGAGUGGUGAGAAGGUCGAAGGCAUAGCAAGUGAGGAGUCAAGUAAAAAGCCCUUGAGUGAGAAGUCAUAUGACGAAAUGACCCGUGAUGAGAUUGCGACCAAGAAGGAGGAGCUCAAAAAGAAAUUUGAGGCCGAGUAUGGUGAUGAAGAAGAAGAGAAGAAGGAUUUUUACGAUGAGAUCAAGGGUGACAUGGCAAAGCAGCAACAAAUCAAUGAGGCUGAGUUUGAAGAUGAUGACCCUUUGACGCGAGCGAUGGUUGAAGGCUUCCGCCCUGGCACUUAUGUUCGUGUUCUUCUCAAGGAUAUGCCUUGUGAAUUCAUUCAGCACUUCCAGCCCGAAUAUCCUAUCAUCAUGGGAGGCUUACUCCCCGCGGAAGAGAAUUUUGGAUUCAUCCAGGUCCGUAUCAAAAAACAUCGUUGGCACAAAAAGAUUCUCAAGACCAAUGAUCCUUUGAUCUUUUCGCUCGGCUGGCGUCGUAUCCAAACUAUGCCCAUUUACUCGCUCAAUGAUGGAACUCGUAAUAGAAUGCUCAAAUACACUCCGGAGCACAUGCAUUGUCUCGCUACAAUCUAUGGUCCUAUUCAUCCUCCUAAUACUGGCUUCUGUUGUGUACAGAGUGUCUCUGAAAACACGUCAGCGUUCAGGAUUUCAGCCACAGGAGUGGUCCUUGAUAUUGAUCAUUCGGUUGAGAUUGUCAAGAAACUUAAGUUGACAGGUCAUCCAUACAAAAUCCAUAAGAACACUGCAUUCAUCAAGGAUAUGUUUACUUCUGCCCUUGAGGUCGCCAAGUUCGAAGGAGCCAACAUCCGCACAGUCUCUGGAAUCCGUGGUCAGGUCAAGAAGGCCCUUCAGAAACCUGAUGGCCACUUCCGUGCCACAUUCGAGGACAAGAUUUUGAUGUCAGACAUUGUGUUCCUGCGUGCGUGGUACCCUAUCAAACCCAAGAAGUUUUGUAAUCCUGUCACAUCGUUGCUUCUUGCCAAAAAGAAUCAGUGGCAAGGAAUGCGGCUCACAGGUCAAGUCCGACAUGCCAUGUCAUUGUCAGUCCCACAACUCCAUGAUUCUGUCUAUAGACCUGUAGAGAGAAUGACACGUCGGUUCAACACUCUCAAGGUCCCCAAGGCCAUCCGUGCCAACCUUCCUUUCGCUUCUAAACCAAAGCUGUUAGCACCACAGAAACGACCAGGAUUACUCCAGCGUCGUGCAGUGAUGCUGGAACCUGAGGAGAAGAAGAUUUACACAUUGAUGCAGCAGAUUCAUACGCUCAAGCGCGAUAAGGAUCGUAAGAGGGCCGAGAAGGAGAAGGAGAGAAAGAUUGCUUACGAUAAGAAGAAAGCCAAAGAGACUGCCAACUAUGAAAAUCGUAUUAAACGCGAACGCAAAGAGGUAUUCCGAACACAGGGCAAGGAACAAAAGCGUCAGGCGCUUAAAGAAGCAGGUGGACGGAGGCCGAAGAAGCACAAAGCCUCUGAUGACUAACAAAACAUAGAAUCUUUCAUCUAUUCUCUAUUUCAAGCAAUUUCGUAAAAUAUAUAAACGCGCAUCUUUCAGCAU
Messenger RNA from Lobosporangium transversale, 3810 nucleotides. RefSeq lists its product as hypothetical. Gene Ontology annotation, biological process: endonucleolytic cleavage of tricistronic rRNA transcript (SSU-rRNA, 5.8S rRNA, LSU-rRNA); maturation of SSU-rRNA from tricistronic rRNA transcript (SSU-rRNA, 5.8S rRNA, LSU-rRNA); ribosome biogenesis. Gene Ontology annotation, molecular function: U3 snoRNA binding; ATP hydrolysis activity; GTP binding. The transcript is spliced from 4 exons. The record is from RefSeq and is a predicted model, not a curated record. Bases 94 to 3735 code for a protein of 1213 amino acids. Gene Ontology annotation, cellular component: nucleus; 90S preribosome. NCBI's taxonomy places the organism in Eukaryota, Fungi, Mortierellomycota, Mortierellomycetes, Mortierellales, Mortierellaceae.